Messenger RNA from Dufourea novaeangliae, 2635 nucleotides. RefSeq names its product homeobox protein OTX1 A-like. The annotation marks the transcript as partial. Gene Ontology annotation, molecular function: DNA-binding transcription factor activity, RNA polymerase II-specific; RNA polymerase II cis-regulatory region sequence-specific DNA binding. The record is from RefSeq and is a predicted model, not a curated record. Gene Ontology annotation, cellular component: nucleus. NCBI's taxonomy places the organism in Eukaryota, Metazoa, Arthropoda, Insecta, Hymenoptera, Halictidae. Gene Ontology annotation, biological process: regulation of transcription by RNA polymerase II. The transcript has 4 exons.
ACGGAACGACCGGAUAUCCUGCGAGGACCGACAGAACGUCGCAUCGACGGUCGCCACGGAAUUGGAAAGGUGGAGGAAUACGAAGGUUACGGUUCUACACGGAACGGCAACGUGUCGGUACCGGAAGUGACGGCGUCGAAACUGUCGGGAACCAAUACGAAGCCGUUCUCACAAUUGAGCCAGAACAAUCAUCGGGAGGAGAGCAGCUGGUGGGCGUCGGAGGAGGGCGGAGGUCAGGAGAUAAGUGAGCGUGAUAAGGGCGCAGCGGUGGCGGGUGAGCUGGCUUGCCUCGCGGGUUACAUGGCGGGGUACUUGAAGGCGGCGGGUGCCACUUGCACCCCGACCGGAAGUCCUCAGUACCACCCACACAGUCAUCCGGCAAUGGGGGUUGGAACUCAUCCACAUCCGCACUCUCACCCACAUCCAGGUGGACCUCAUCCUGGACUACCUUCACCGUUCGCCCUCGCAACACACGGUCAUCCGCAUCCUCAUCCGCUGGACCAUGGACUCGGAGCCUUUCCACAAGGAAUGAAUCAACGCAAACAGCGUCGAGAAAGGACGACGUUCACCAGAGCUCAACUGGACGUACUGGAAGGACUUUUCGGGAAAACGAGGUACCCAGACAUCUUCAUGCGAGAAGAGGUCGCUCUAAAGAUAAACCUGCCCGAGUCGAGAGUACAGGUAUGGUUCAAAAACCGUCGGGCAAAGUGCAGACAGCAACAGCAACAGCAGCAGCAACAACAGCAACAACAGCAACAGACCUCCCCGGCGAAGGGUUCACCGAGAUCGAAUCAGGCGCAAAGCAACAGCAACAACGCAAACAAAAUGUCGACGAGCACGUCGGCGACGCCCAGCAGGCGUUCAUCUCCAGUCUCCCCGCCGCGCGGCAAAGAGGCACCGGGCCCGAACUCGCCUCUCCUCUCGACGACGUCGACGUAUCCUCGUCUCGGCGUGACUCCAACCGGUGGCAGCGGCGCGAACAGCGCCCUUACAACACCGUCGCCGCCGUUGACCCCCGGUUCCAGCCAGUUACCACCGUCGUCUUAUCCACCUCCCAUGAACCAGAUUCAUCACGGCGAGUAUGGUUUCACUUGGAGUUCAGCGUCGCCCGGCUCGGUGAACCCGAACCAAUGUUACGCCGGGCAGACUUACAACGCCUACCAGAAUCCGUACACCAGCGGCGAUUAUUAUCAGACCCAGAUCUCGCAUAUGCAUCACAGCCCCCAAGGAAAUUACCACCAUCCUCAGUACCAUCACAAUAUGACGCUCACGUCCUCGGUGUCCCAUUUGACCCUGCAUCAUCAGAACCCAACGGGCACGAACGACAUGGCAGCCUCGCCCACCGACUCCGACGGUUAUAUACUUCCCGACCAAAAGUACCAGACGAUGGUAUAGCGGUCCAACAGGUCGUCCACCGGUUUAUUUCAUCGCGGCCAAGACGCCGCCACCGUUGCCGCCGCCGCCGCAGCAGCCGCGGCCGGAUCCUCCGCGGCUUAUCACUGGCGUCUGAACUCCGCGGCGAGUUGUCUCGAGAUCAACGGUAACAUCGAUUCCGACGAUAAUUGAUAAUAUAUAGGUGAACACGGUCAUUUUCUUCGGUCGAAUCGAUCCCCGGUUGACCAGCAACGAAGUUCGACGGUUCGGAUCGGCGCAUCGUUCUCGGUACCCCACCUCCCAGCGCGUGCGAAUCGCGCUGCGGUCCGAGCAGCCGUCGUCGCGAGCGUGAACUUCGAAUUGCGCAAACUCACGACGACUCGAACGUAAUAAAUCAAUCGCAAUCGGUUAUUUGCUUCGUCUUUAACGUCAAACUGUCCCUCUCUUUCUCCCAUUCGCGAGUACACUAGCAUCAUUUUGGAAUGUAGGAUGAUUGUGAAACGUUCGCGAUUUGAAUUUUCGAUGGUCAAUGUAAAUGUCGAUGAAGAUCGACGUCGAUUCUGUCAUCUUCGUUUACAGAGUGCCCGUCGAAAAGCUUUGAGUUGGAAACGGUUUCACGUCGACGACGCGACCCGCGAGAGAACGAAAACGUGUGUAAAUAAUGACGAGACUGAGAAAGCUGAUCUUACCAUAAUUUACGACACGUUCUUCGCUGUUUUCGUUUUGGUCGCGUGAAAGAUCACGAACACCGACAGAGCGGUACGCUAGGCGUGGCACGAUUGUGAUCCACGAUCACUGGAAAAUACGUAAAUACGAAUAGAUUAUUUUUAGCAAGGACUUUCAAUCGGUGGUAAGAAACGUACCACGUUGGACGACCAUUGUUCGACGAGUCAUUCACCGACAAAUGAUUGACUCGGUUCACGGCUCGGGUUAGGUUCCGUUUUUCCAAUUUUAUGUUCGAACACCGAAUGGAGAUAUACCUUAUUCUUCGAGUUCAAGCAUUUUUUUUUUUAGAAUUGACGCGCAACAAUCGUUUAUCGUAUAUCCGUUUUUUUUCCAGCGCGUAGCGUUCAAACAAUCAAACGUCUCGGCUCUGUAUCCACCAGAAUUAUACUCGAGAUUUUAUUCGCGGCACAUUUCAAAUCUUCAAAAUUCAAAGAAACUGUCGAUCGUUAGGCAAAUUGAAGAGAGUAGGAAAUAACCAGGACGCGUCGCGAUCGAUCGCAAGACGACCACCGUCGCGAGUUACUUCGUUUCCAGA